AUGCUUUGUAUAAAUGCUGCAGGAGACCAACUUAUACCACCUUUAUUUGUUUUUCCAAGGGAAAGAAUGGAUGUUAAACUUAUGAAAAAUGCACCGAUUGGAAGCAUUUUUGUCGCUCAUCCAAGUGGAUGGAUAACCGUCCAAGGAUUUUUAAAAUGGUUAAAUGUAUUCGUGGAUCGAGUUAAUCCGACUGAGGAAAACCCAAUUCUUUUAAUAUUGGAUGGCCAUAGCACACAUAAGGAUCUGCAAGUUAUUUUAUAUGCAAAAGAACACCACGUUCACAUGCUAAGUUUGCCCCCUCACACGACACACAAACUGCAACCUUUGGACAGAGCUAUUAUCACAACACAGAGCCAAACCAAACCGUUUAAAGGUGCAUUUAAUGCAGCAUGUGAGGUCUGGAUGAGCAAAUACGGAAGACUAGGCUUAAAAAUAACCGUUCAAGAAAUCAGUGGUUUAGUUGGAAGCGCAUUUUCAAAAAUUUGUAGAAUGGAAUUGGCACAAUCUGCAUUUCAAUGUACAGGGAUAUAUCCCUUAAACAAAAAUAUCUUUACAGAACUAGCUUUUCUUCCUGCUUCAAACACUACGAAAAUAUUAGAAGCCGACAACCAAGAGAACCAUGAACCUAAAAAUCAUUCACUAACCCCUUCUACUAGCUUAAACUCCGGAUCUCUAAACCAGUCUUCAUUUGACAAAAUAGUUCCCUCCGUUUCUACAAGUAAAUCAACGGAACUUCUAACUUCUUCUUCUGUUGGUUUUACCGUAAGUUUGACGCCCCGAUCUCCUAAUAAAGAUACAAAUAUUUCAUCUUCAAUCAUUGAUGGGUUGAUUCCCGCCAUACCUGAAGUUAACAAUGAAAAAAGUGGGAAAAAAGUAGAAAUUUUUCCACAUUUCCACAUUUACCGACAAAACAAUGAACUUCUUUCAGUCAGUCGACUAUGA
Molecule: messenger RNA, 942 nt
Organism: Sitophilus oryzae (rice weevil)
Lineage: Eukaryota; Metazoa; Arthropoda; Insecta; Coleoptera; Curculionidae
Exons: 1
Coding region: 1-942 (313 amino acids)
Cellular component (GO): nucleus
Molecular function (GO): DNA binding
Source: RefSeq, a predicted model, not a curated record